AUGAUUCUCGAUAGCAAAGAAAAGGUAGAUUUUAUGGCAUUAGCCACACAACUUUUUGACGGGGAAAACGUCACCGAGAGUCGAUCGGAAGACAUUCCCAAUGUUCCUGCUUAUCCGGAAGUUUUACUUCAACAAUCGGAGAAGGGGAAUCGAUACUAUGGAUCCUUCCAAAGGUAUCUGAGACAAUUCAUCCCGGAAUCGCCACAGAAGCUAGUACGAUGGUCACUGCGUUCUCGAAUAAAGGAUACACUGAAGAAAGUGAUUGAGGCAUGGGCUGUUUCAGAACAAAAGUCCGAGAUUGAAUCAAAUGGAGGCACUGGAGGAGGAUCGAAGCAGGUGACGAAGACAGCCACUCCGGCCAAUGCAUUAUUCAGUUGGAGUUCAGCAGACUCCUAUGUUCAAGAAAGGCGGAAACAAUUGAAGGAGAAAACAACAACAAAGAUUGAAACAGUAGAAGCCUCUUCUCCUAAUCAUCAUCCAACCAAGGAACCUACUCCACCUUCAGACUCAGAUAUCUUCAUAUAUCAACCAACAGAGUCAAUGACCAAUAAAUUGGGUCGUGUAAUUGAAACUGAGUCCAGUAAAUUUAUACAUGCAAGAAUCCAAAUGAUUAAGGCACAUCAUAACGAACAAAUCUCACAAAAAAUUCAUGAACGUAAGCGUAGAGAUCAUGAGCAGCAUCUUCAUAGACUCAAGAUGAAGGAAGAAGAAUAUAACCAGAGCUUGGAGUCAACUCAAACCACGAAACAAGGCUUUUUCGGUACGAUAUUUGGAUUUAGCGGUAACAAUAAUAACAAUAAUACUACCACCAAGAAAGAAGAAAAGAAGAAUGAAUUGAAGGUAGGAGAUGGAGAAAACGAAGAUAUAUCCAUUCAAGAUGAAACAUUGGAUUCUAUUGUCGGUUCUAACUCAAUGGACAUUGAUACAACAACCAAACAUAAACAGGUUCCUUCCUUUACAGGCACUGUACCGAACGGAGAACCACCAAACGAGGCUACUGACAUCCCUAUACAUGAGGCAAAUAGCGAAACUGAAGAAUCUAAGAAAGUUGAGGAUGCUGAAAAAGUAUACAUGGUGGAAGAAGUUAAGGACGAACCAAAGAAAUCAAUUGUACACCCCCGUCCAGCACAUAUUCAAAUUGGUCACGACUCCCCUAUUCACUCACCCACAAUUCUUACACCAGUAAAAAGAACUACCUUCACUCCUCCCGUUCAACCAGAGCCUGCCGGACCAGGAAAGGAUGACGACGAGUUUGACGACUUUCUGGAAUUUACAUCGGCUGCACCUGUUCUUAAGCCAAAAGAAAAGCCCAAUAGAUUUAUGCCAUUAGAUAAAAUUGAACAUCUGAAUCAGGAUUUGGUUGACUUAUUUGAUAAACCAUCUAAAACUAAUCCUACAGAGCCCGAAGAUUUAUUGUCUUUAUAA
Messenger RNA from [Candida] anglica, 1425 nucleotides. Lineage: Eukaryota; Fungi; Ascomycota; Pichiomycetes; Serinales; Debaryomycetaceae. The record is from the annotation of a GenBank genome assembly.